AUGCUUCCUCGACUCCCUGAUGCUCGUCGUACACGGACACUGGCUGCCCUCCUGGCUGCCCAUCUACUGCAGCUACUGGCGUAUAUGUCUAUGCUGUAUGAUGCUAGCAUGGCUCGGGCUGUACCUGUACCUUAUCAUACCUCUGCACUAUCUGGUCAAGCCUGGGUUGAUGAACUGUAUCAUAGCCAGCACCCAGACCGGAUUCUUUGUGAAUUGGGUGUACGUCGGCAUAUUUUCAACAUACUCAUUUCCGAGCUUCGCUGGAUGGGCUAUACUGAGUCACGGCAUAUCUCAUUGGAAGAAAAAUUGGCUAUCUUUCUCUAUACUUGCGUAACUGGUCUUUCUAUCCGUCAUGUGGGGGAACGUUUUCAACACUCAAAUGAGACUAUUAGCAUUUACUUCAAAGAAAUGUUGGAUGCGUUCUCUGGUCCCAACUUCUAUAACCGCUAUGUCCAUUUACCCACCGCCACCACACCCCAACCCCAGCACUUUGCCAAUAAUCCCAUUUUCAUGCCCUUUUUCAAAGAUGCUCUAGGUGCCAUUGAUGGCAGCCAUAUUCCAUCCUGGCCAUCCAAAGAGGAACGCCAAUACCAUCGUGAUCGAAAGGGCCAAGUCUCAAAAACAUCCUUUGCUGCUGCUCCUUUGAUAUGCGGUUCCAAUAUGCAGUUACUGGAUAUGAUGGCUCAGCAGCCGAUGCAACAAUACCGGGCACCUGUAAAUGCACAGGAGUUAUUCAACCUGCGGCAUGCUCAAGCACGGAAUGUGAUCGAACGUAUAUUUGGAGUUCUCAAGAAGAGAUGGGCCUGUUUAUGCACACCACUCAAGUAUAACAUGACCAUCCAGGCUCGAGUUCCAUCUGCUUUGAUUGCCAUUCACAAUCUUAUUCUCCGUUAUGAUCCUGUGGAGGCUACAGAUGUUCUAUAUAAUGAGGAUGAAGAUAUUUGGGACCCAACACCACGAAACGAAUCAGCUCCCGAUGAGCUCAGCAAUCAAAUGGCUGUUCCUCAAGCUGAGCAGGCAGAGGCGGAGGCUCGACGAAAUGCAAUUGCAGAAGCAAUGUGGAUCCAAUACCAGAGCUACCUAAACAACUAA
This is a messenger RNA of Mycena indigotica, 1092 nucleotides long. RefSeq names its product Nuclease harbi1-like. The record is from RefSeq and is a predicted model, not a curated record. The transcript is spliced from 4 exons. The coding region runs from base 1 to 1092 and encodes 363 amino acids. NCBI's taxonomy places the organism in Eukaryota, Fungi, Basidiomycota, Agaricomycetes, Agaricales, Mycenaceae.